Molecule: messenger RNA, 1437 nt
Organism: Filobasidium floriforme
Lineage: Eukaryota; Fungi; Basidiomycota; Tremellomycetes; Filobasidiales; Filobasidiaceae
Product: NAD-P-binding protein
Exons: 8
Coding region: 171-1229 (352 amino acids)
Source: RefSeq, a predicted model, not a curated record
GACCGAGUGGCCCAUGGCCCAUAAGACCUCGACAUCGCAACAACACAGUCCGGCAGUCCACACCGUAUUCACUUCUUGCUUCACACUCCCCAAAGCACCUCCUACCUUUGUCUCAUAAUCUCACAAGACUCAACACUACAACAACGUACGACACGCUAUCAACCACAAUAAUGUCUGCUCAAUCUCAAGUUCUGUUCCUAGGCGGUACUGGAUACCUCGGAUCCGCCGUCCUGUCUCGAUUUUUGGCUCUCGAGACCAAGCAUCAGUUCACGGUCCUGACUCGUUCCGAGGAGAAGGCCAAGCUCAUCGAUCAGAUUCGACCUGGUCAGGUCAAGGCCGUCCAGGGUACCCACCAGGAUUUGGAUCUUAUCGAAAAGCUCGCCAGCGAGAAUGAUAUCACCUUCAACUGUGCCGACUCGGACGAUCUCGACUUGACCAAGGCCGUCCUCAAGGGUAUGGCUAAGCGUAAGAACGCUACCGGUCACCGACCCAUCCUUAUUCACACCUCGGGAACCGGUACUCUUAUCGACGAUGCAAGGGGUGCCUACCCGAGCGAGACCAUCUACUCGGACUUGCGAGCCAACCCCACGGGCAAGCCUCCUGUCCUUUUCCUCGACUCGCUCCCUCCUACAGCUUUCCACAGGAACGUUGACCUCGAAAUCAUCGAGGCUGACAAGCAAGCCCUCAUCCGUGCCUUCAUCAUUCUACCCAGCACCAUCUACGGUAUCAACAAGACCGAGCUCGCAGAAAAGGGAGUAGGCAACCCUCAGAGCCAGCAGGUGCCCAACCUCAUCAAGGCUAGCAUUGACCGAGGCCGAGCGGGUAUGGUUGGUAACGGGCAGAACAUCUGGCCCAACGUUCACAUCAACGACACUUCCGAACUGUUCGUAAAAGUAUACGAGUACUCCGUAUCGGGCAAGAAGGGAAAUCACGGAACCUCUGGUUACUACUUUGCCGAGAGCGGCGAAUACACACAAUUCGCAUUGGCUCAGACCAUUGGUCGAGUGCUAGUCAACAUGAAGAUCGCUCAGGACACCGAGCCCACCACGUUCUCGCAGGAAGAGGUCGACAAAUACUACAAUGGCUCCUAUUACGCUGGUACCAACAGCCGAUGCCGAGCGGACCACUCUCGAUCAAUUGGUUGGCGACCCAAGAAGACCGCUGGCGACUUUUUCGCGAGCGUGGAGGAAGAGGUCCAGCAGACUCUUGCUAGGUCGAAGAAGGAUUGAAGGGGAUCGAUUCAGUCAAAUAAAACAGUGUAUCCGCAGUAGCAAGCCGAGAAGCCGUAGCGUGUCGGCUACAAUCAAUGAUCGAAACACACAACUGUAGACAUGCAUUUAUCGAGAUUAGCCACGUUAUCAGGGCAUAUAUGACGAGAUAUGUUCCUCAUAAUGCGACACGCUUUAGCAGGGCCUAAAUCGACCUAAAUUCGACGCG